Messenger RNA from Giardia duodenalis, 3789 nucleotides. RefSeq lists its product as uncharacterized. Bases 1 to 3789 code for a protein of 1262 amino acids. The record is from RefSeq and is a predicted model, not a curated record. NCBI's taxonomy places the organism in Eukaryota, Fornicata, Diplomonadida, Hexamitidae. The transcript has a single exon.
AUGGAGGUAUUUAAAAACGUGACUCUGUUUCUCCGUGAGCUGAGCUCGGCAGAUGUCCUCCAGAAGAGCAUAUUGGCUGCGAACCCUAUCCCUGCGACAUUUCUCUUCGACGUCGAGGAGAAGCUCAGUGAGGCUGUGGAGCGUGUUGACAGGAUCAUCAAGGAAAAGGCUACCGCUCUGCGCUCUGCGAUUAACUAUCUGGAGAAGCUCUAUGCCGACCUAAUGCACACGAACGAGCCCAUUUUCAUCUGCGAACCGCCCAUUGACACGCCCACGUUCUUCCAGUCAAUCUUCUACCAAAAUGCGUUUGUCGACCCGACCUCUGUAUCGGCUGUGCCACUGAGGCCUCUUCCACAGUCGUCCUGCAUCAAUGUCAACCUGGCGAGCAUAUUUGAUAACUUGGUCUUCACCGAUUCAUUUCCCAAAUCUGACUUUUACGAGGAACCAACGCAAAAGAUAUAUUCAUCCUUGGAUGAAGAUGGAUACAUUAUCGGCAACGCAUCGGCAACGACGCGCGAGGCAAAUGUUUAUCCCCGCGCUAGCUUUCAAUCCUAUUUAGAUUUGGCUGUGUUCUCCUACCCUCGUGUUAGCAGUUUUGCCACCACGAGUAGCAUAAUAGACCAGGAGAAGAAGAAGUUUGCCCAAACAUACAACCAAAUAACAUCCACAGACACUAGCGUUCCGGCGGGGAUCAUGCGGUCAAAGAUUCAUUCUGCACACUACAAUCUUGCAGACACCUUUUUCAUAGUGUUGCUGAGUGACUGUGAAGACACCUAUACACAGACCAUCUACCCUAAUCCAGAUAUCUUGCAUGAGCAAUUGGUAGACUUUCCAGAGAUGUUCACAAGAGGUCAGCUGAAGUUCUCCUACAACUUGCUUGGCGAGCAGGAGAUCUACCGCUACGAUGAUGUCGACUACCCCGGAAUAGAUCUGGUCGCCGAGACACUAUAUGUGAAUGUGUCGGCGCAGCAGAAACUAUUGAAGACCUCCCUCCAGAUCUCGGUAGACAUUGCCCAGUCGAUAAUAGAGGCCAAGUCGGGCUUCUCGUCCACCGGCGUCGUCUUUGUGGGUUGGAAUAGCCUCUUCCCUCUAAAGUCCUCCUACAAGGUGUUUACAGGGCCUUCUGACGUCUAUCUAGACUUCAUGAACAGCGUUGUCCGCAACAUCUCGGCAGCCAACCACUGUCUCAUUCCAACACUCUUUGAUCUCUAUGAAGCGCUGCACAAUGUGUAUAUGGAGCGUGUCGAGUACCUGUCCAAGGUGUACCAGCGGCGCAAUCCUCUGUACACUGAGUUCGAGUCACACUACAGGGCUCUCGACAAUUCGGCCCAAACAUCGCCCCAGCAAACCACUAGGAUCCGUCCCCUGGUAGUCUACAUCUUGGGAUCCGGAAUAAGCACGAAUAACCAAAGCAUUGUGAAGUCCACGUCGUCUCUUAAACUCAUCUCUGAACUGCUGAGAAAGAUGAAGAAGAUCAACAUACAAAUAAUCAUCAUCGCAAUUCCUCCGGACAAAGACUCGAGAAAGGAAAAGAGUGUGUUCAACAAGCGCAUGCUCCACUACGAGCAGUUCUGCUGGCUCCGCCGUCUUCUUCUUCCCCGUGCCUUUCAUGUUUUUGAUAUCGAUGAUUACGUGAGCUACAUGACUCAGCACUUUUCAUCCACAAGCAUCUGGUUUCAUCACAGGGACAUCUACUUCCGUCACAUCGUGGAACGGUACCUCUCCCCUCUCAGAAGCAAGGACAGUGAUAUCUACUUCUCUGCCCCAUACCUGAAUCUGCACGGCAGCUCUAUGGUUUCGUUUUGCGGCAACGUGUUUGUAGACCUAGUCAAUCUCCCCAAGAAUCAGCACCCUACCUUUAAUCACACACUGCUGGUCAACACCACCCAGACAUCUAGCAAAUUUAUCAUUGGGUCUGUUUGUGUCGAGCUACCCAUGGGCUCGCUGGUAGCUAUGCACGGCUUGGCCCACAAAACAUAUAGAUCUUUUCUUCUCGACAGAAACAGCUUGUCGAUCCUGGGAUCUACGUCGCGGUAUAAGCCCUUCUGGCAGUACUUUCAGUGGUCUGUGAUGGAGUCUCUUCCGAAGAAUGCUGCAGAUAUAAUACUUCUGCGCGAGCAAGGACUAAUCGAGCUGGACUUGCAUACAGGAUAUAUAGUGCAUUAUAAAGGCCGCCCGUAUAACAAUAGCUUUACGCUCGAUGCAGAUCUUCCGACUGACACGAGUCCCUAUCCCCUGAUAAAUAGAACGCGCUAUCUUUUCUUCCAACAGAUCCCUAACCGCAACGAUCUUGUGCUAUUGGUCUCACUUAAUUUCCACGUGUGGGAUUAUCCACUCGCCCCCAGAAAAACAAUUAACCCACCUCUGGGUAUAGAGUACCUACUCUGUGGAAAUGACUCACCUGAUUCUGCCACAUUUUACACGGUACAGACCGUCUUCUCAAAGGCAUACAAGAAUACCGGCAAAUACACACAAGGGUUGAGCCAAUCCUGGUACUCAACUUCAGCACUGUGUAGCUCUAUGUCGCAGUUAGUGCGUGCCUCACCAGAAGUAUUUGAGAUGAAGUACAAUGCUAGUCUGGUGGGCGCCCUGGGACUGAAUCCUAGUGUCUUGCGCUUCGCACGAUUUGCUGCGGACAAUUCAGGCACCUUGAGAGACUGCUACAACGCGUUCAACGCAGAAGCUACUGGCGUGCCGGGUUCAGUCUCCCAAUGCAUCUUUCUUGACCUUUCUGGAAACGUCCUUGCAUAUCCGUCUUUCAGAUGUACAAACACAUACAACAAGCUCAUCCAGAACUUGCUCAACCAGCCUGUGGCUAGAAGGAUCUCCUUCCAUCGCUCCUCCUGCAUGUGCUCCACGCUUUUCUACGAUAGUGGGGACCCUGUCAUUUUGGACGAUUAUGACACCUACCUUUACAACUUUACUUGUGUUUCUAUGGUAAUAAGACUCUAUAGCAAGUCAGUUCCAGACUUCCUGGACCACCCAGAGGUGGUGGGGUUCUUCAUUGUCACCUUCACGGACCAUGGUUUAAAGCGCUUGUAUACGAAGAAGAAGGCAGAGUUUGUUGCGGAAAUAGCUGCUAUUUGCCCUAACUACGAUCCAAGUCAACAAAUAUAUCAAUGCAACAAUCUCAUGUUUAUAGACUUGCAUACGGCGGACAUUUAUAUAGACGACUUCUCGAGCCUCCUCAUAGAUGCCGAAAAAAUUAUCAAUCCUCAUGUGAGCCAGAUGCAGUACCUGCUGUGGUAUCACGGAUUUCUUCAGUGCGUCUUCAGGCAGUAUCACGACAAAGUUCUUCGAACCAUGGCUGCAUCUAAAGCUUUAGAAGAUAUCUAUACCGCAAUGAUCUUUAGAAAGAAGGAUAUGAUAACCUAUGAUGUCUACUCAAGGCACUUGCAAGAUGCAGAAACUGUGAAAAGGGUCAAAAAUAAGGUUGUUCUGGGUCUCUUUUAUGACAUCAGUGGAGUGGCUGUGGACGCCACGUAUCUGUCGCUGAAUGUAACCCCGAGUGUGGGAUGUAAGCGCGAACUGGAAGACUCGGGAGCUCUCCUUGCAUACUACCCCCAAGCAAACACCUUGAGCUUGGCAUACAGUGACGCCUACUACACUACUAAAGACAAAGCUGAAUUCAUUGCUGUCUCGAUUUAUUCCGAACUGGAACAAAAGGUACUAUUCCCAUUGCUUAUCAGCGUCACUGUCCUCCUGCUGCUCUUUACGCUCCUCAAAACAAUUUUCAGGAGAACACCUGUAGCGUAUCGACUGCGCUUGCAUCACGUAACUGGCCGGUGA